CAACGGGAAAGUCCGAGUUUCACUGUCAAUCCAUUCCACUCCCGCAAUUUCCCUAUUCCGGUCUGUUUUUGGUAUAGUACAUCUACUAACCUACUCACCUACGACGGCGAAGGCGACGACUGACAGUGAAUUUACCAAGGGCGAUUCUACCAUGAACACCAGCCGCAACGAAACGACGAUACGGUCUCGUUUCCAUCGCACAGCGCUGGGAACGGCAGUCAAGUUGAUGGCGGCAGCGGGAUGUUGUGUGGGGGCCUUGCGGGCCUACCAGAACAACAACAACAGCAUUACUGUGGGCCGUUCCCCCACGGCAGCUGCGGUAUUGUCCGCGAGUCCGCGACGUUUACAAGCCUUGGGUGACAAUGUCCCGGCCUACAUGCAGACUUACCUGCAGGAUUUGACGGAUCGACAAAAACUCUUUGACGAAACACCACCGGAAGAAGUCAAGUACUGGUUCGAGUACACGGGGCCUUUGCAGAAAUACUUUUACCGAUAUUCCAAAACGCGUGGCAAGGCGGAUUACUUUGAAGGACGGGACGACUCGGGUGUGGUCUCGGCACGCUUCGUGGAAGAAGCCGGAGCCAACGACGAGUAUAAGGAAUUUUUCCAACAACGGUCACCGGACCAGUUGCCGGAAGGCGAAGCCGACGCCUACGCUCGCUUGCUCGAAAACUGCAUCGCCCUCGGGAGCACGGCACGGCCGGACACGUCCGCCGGAACCGUAUGGAGUCAGUGGUUCCAGGAAAAUCAAGAUCGCUGCCGGAUUCUCUUUGCUAUCAACACGGUGGGUGCCGGACGUGGAUCCACCAUGCUCUGGGAAACCAACCCUCCCCGCGUACACGCCGAAGGACCGCAACCCUGGAUAUCCGAACAAGAAACCGCCGCCACGCAUUUGUUGCGCAAUCUCCAAGAGAUUGACGCCAUGUGCGCUACCGGAUGGAUCGCCGCCCGCGUACAAAUGCUCGUCUGUGAACCCAUUCCGGCCAAAUGGACCGAAUGGAUCGAUGCCCAACUCGUGCACUGUGGAGGCAAGCCCUGGCCGCUCGAUCGAGCCGUGGACGAAGAUAUGGACAUGGAAGACCGACCCAGUCCCGUGCAAAUCGUUGUGGUCGCUAGUGCUACCACGGCCGAUUCCUGUCACGAUCUCAAGAGUGGACUCAUGGAAAAGCGCACGCAGGAUCUCAUCCUCGCGCCCCCGCAUCUGGGCAAGGGAGGUAACGACGCCACUCAAAAGACCACUAACCCCGAUUUGGUCAGUAGCGGGGACUUUGAUCUGCACGUGGCCAUGAAGUGGACAACCUUGGUCAGUGUUCGCGCGGUCAACUCCUUUCUGCAAGCGAGCGCCGAUAUGGCCGCAGCGGCCUCCACCACCAACCCACCUAGUCCCACAGACAACGGUCCCUCUAGUCCCUUUCUGGUUCCUUCUUUUGUUCGCGUCGCGUACGUGAGCGAAGAAAACAGCAAAGUGGCCAAGUGGCGUAUGCACGGAGACUUUUUUCACCCAGCGGCCUGGGAAAUUUGCAAGGAUUCCUUUGAUAUGACUUGGAUUCCCAACUCGCUUUCCGGUGGUGGCGGUGUCAACGGAUUGUGCGACGCCGACAGCAACACGGCGGUGGCCCGCAAGCUUUCGGAGCGUCAGGAUUGCGGACAGUGGUGGGCGUACUUUACCGAACUCCAGAUGCCGACUAGUCCGGAAGUCUAUGCGAACGAAAAAACACCCCCUCCAGUUCUGGGCGGCAGCAACUUUUUCUGGAUGGUCACGGAGAGGCAGCGUGUGGAACUCGUCCAAGGUAUGGUCUGCCGUCACGAGGGCAAAUCCGACUGCCCAGCCGAACCCCAAGCCGUUAUUCCACUCGGUGAUCUCGAGAGCUUUCUCGUCAACUUUACCCCCAACACGGCCCUCGGCAAGAAGCACGUCAAGGGACGCCGUCCCGGCUACAGCCAGGAGGACGACCGUGAAGCCGACCGUCAGCGUGUGUUGGAGCGCAAACAAUUGCAGGACCACGAAGAAAUUGAGAAGGCCCUCUUUGAUUACACGAUUUACCCUGCUGCACUCUUUCACAAGGACGCAACGCUCAAGGCCGCUCGCGCUCGCGACGCCGCCCUCACCACUCAUCGCAAUGCCGAAGCGGUGGGCCCGCAAACAGUCAAGUCAAGUUAUUACGACGUGACGAUCACCAAGCCCCGGGGACCGGUCCUGGGAUGGUGCCAGGCGGCCGCGCGUAGGGGACUUUGCACCCUGUACGCGGACUACUUUCGUACGAGCAAUGACGAGCGGUGCAUGGAAGCGUGUGGCCUGAAACGGGACUUUGCACCGCUGUGAGAGCCGGCACCGGGAACUGUAUACGUCGGGACCGGACGGAGAUGAAUUUGCAUAUACAAAACUAUAACAACACUAGCCAGGAAAUUAACCUAC
Molecule: messenger RNA, 2416 nt
Organism: Phaeodactylum tricornutum CCAP 1055/1
Lineage: Eukaryota; Bacillariophyta; Bacillariophyceae; Surirellales; Neidiaceae
Exons: 2
Coding region: 152-2323 (723 amino acids)
Source: RefSeq, a predicted model, not a curated record